AAUGGGUUCACAUGGGUGUUUGUGUGUGUGGUGUGUGUGUGUGGGUGUCUUAUACAAGCCGGCAGCAGGAGAUGGAGGAGAAGGUUGGAGGUGUUUUAAUGUGAGCGGCUGAGCAGAGGAGACGGCACUGACAUGGGUGAGUCCCAGUCCAGGUCAGUGAUGCUCCACCAUCAGGACCACCCGGUCAACUCCGCCUACGGCGGCGCCAACGACGGCUCCUCCUCGUCCUCGCUUCGCAACAGGAAGGACGGAAACUUCAACUUCCUGUCGGGCAAAGAUGAGGAGGGCUUCACCGGCGGCCGAGGAGGAGGAGGAGGAGGAGGAGGAGGAGGAGGAGAUGAGAACCGCAACCAGGUGCGUCCCCGUACCCUGGGCCCUCUGGGGCGCGACCCGCCCGGCUCCUCGCCGUCCUCCGGGUUCCACCACAACGCCGGCGUCCUGUCGCCGCGCUCCCGCCUGCCCUGCUGGAGCCCGCUGGAGCCGCUGCCCGAGAUCGAGAGCGGCGACGACGGGUACGGCCGGGUGCCGCCCGACGGGGCGGAGGAGGGCCGCAUGCAGGAGGAGGAGGAGGGCGGCAGGGGCGUGGCCUUCCAGGACGACGGGAAGCGGGCGGAGCCGCCGAGGAGGAGGAGCAGCCUGGGCUUCAGGGGGCGGCCGGAGGACGGCGAGCUGCUGGAGGACGACAACGAGUGGGGGGACAGCGACUCCGAGUCGGAGUUCAGCCUCCGCUCGGGGGGCAGCGUGUCCUCCCUCAACCUGGAGAGCGGCGGCGAGCUGGGGAUGCUGAUGUCGGGUUGGGACCGCGUCGGGGUCGGAGAGCCCAGAGUGAACCCGGGCGAGGCGCCGCGGCUCGCCAACCCCGAGGCGCUCGCCCGCCGGAGCCUCGGCAGGAAGUCCCUGAGCGGCGGCGUGCUGGGCGACGUGAUGGAGGAGGGGCCCGAGGGCCUGGAGGAGGACCGGGAGGACCGCCAGGACCGCUCCUCCGACUCGGACGGCGAGCUGAUGGACGCCGUGUGGACGCUGCGGGACCGCGAGCGCUUCAAGGCGCAGGAGAUGGAGAAGCACCAGGUGCAGCUGACCAUGUACCGCCGGCUGGCGCUCAUCCGCUGGGUGCGCACGCUGCAGGGCCGCGUCCAGGAGCAGCAGAGCCGGCUGCAGUCCAGCUUCGACGUCAUCCUCACCCACAGGAAGGAGCUGCUGCGGAUGGGCGCCGCCGCCGCCGUCGCCGCCGCCGCCCCGCCCGCUGCCGCCGCCGUCGGACAGUCCUGAGCGGAGGAACGCCAGGAGGAACUGAGAGAGGCUGGAAAAACGCCACCUUGACCCAGUUCGGUUCAGCAGAGACAAUCCUCCUACUUCCUGUCGGACAUUUUCAAACUUCACUCUCAUCUUACUGAUUGUAAA
Messenger RNA from Salarias fasciatus (jewelled blenny), 1401 nucleotides. It is a transcript of the gene c19h1orf216, whose product is annotated as chromosome 19 C1orf216 homolog. The record is from RefSeq and is a predicted model, not a curated record. The transcript is spliced from 2 exons. NCBI's taxonomy places the organism in Eukaryota, Metazoa, Chordata, Actinopteri, Blenniiformes, Blenniidae. Bases 133 to 1269 code for a protein of 378 amino acids.